Suillus clintonianus is the source of this 1945-nucleotide messenger RNA. RefSeq lists its product as uncharacterized. Gene Ontology annotation, molecular function: GTP binding. The record is from RefSeq and is a predicted model, not a curated record. The coding region runs from base 153 to 1841 and encodes 562 amino acids. NCBI's taxonomy places the organism in Eukaryota, Fungi, Basidiomycota, Agaricomycetes, Boletales, Suillaceae. The transcript has 16 exons.
CCAGCCCAAGUCAGCAUGGUCUUUGACACAUCAACGGUUCCCUGCCCUCUCUAUAUUUCUGGUGUCUCCAUUGACUUCUAGGCAAGUCCGAGUUGCCCACGCCAAUCAAAUAUGGCACAGGAAAGUCAUUACGACUGACCUUUUCUCCACCGAUGAAACUUUCUGUUGGGGAGACAUUUCACUUACGUGUUGGGUACAAGAGAUGGUUUGGACUGAAGCAUGAUGAAGAAGACAUUGCUUUCGAACCAGAAGAAAUCUUUCGCAUUUAUGGUGCAAGUGAGAGACAAGAAUACAUUAAGUUUCAUAAAAAGAUUAGGAUCGUUGUCGAACUUUCUGGGAACACAACAGAAGUUGCGCAGGUAGCGUCUUCUUCCGGUAAAAACUCCGAGCUCCAGCCCACCACCGACGAAAUCAGCCGAAUUUGCCCUCGGUUCCGAAUUCUAGUAAUAGGAAAGACCGGUGUCGGCAAGUCAUCCCUAAUCAACCAAGCAUUCGGAGUGGAAAAAACGCUUACUUCGCAUGAAAUGCCGGGCAAGGCUGAAAUCGACACCGAGUUCAUCUCGCAACAGAAUGGCAGAUUUGUUCUCCACGAUAGCAAAGGUUUUGAGCCAGGAGAAGUAGACAACCUCCAAAUAGUACGAGAUUUCAUUCAACGUCGGAGAAACAUGUCCGCUUUGGAACAUCAGCUGCAUGCUGUUUGGCUUUGCUUUGAAAUACCCCGCGCAGGCGGGCGUUUACUGGAAACGGGCACGGAGGAAUUCCUGUCAUUGAAACGUGAUGGAACGCUAGGAAAUAUUCCCGUCGUCGUCGUCCUCACUAAAUAUGAUAUGCUUCUCGACCGCACAGAGCGUACUCUGGACGCUCUCGUGGGAUCAAACGACGAGACAAUCAAGGAACUCACCAAGAACAAAGCAGAAGCCGAGCUACAGAAUAUCUGUAUCGGACCCCUAGAGGAAUUUGCUGGGCCCGACAUCCCCCACGCUGUCAUCUCUACCGAAGAAUGUCACAAAGAAACACUGGCCCGUCUGAUCCGAAUGACUGAAAACUCCGUCCGUCAGCACCUUGCGCCCGAGGCCGCGGUGAUGGCCUCCAUCGCCCAGCGAGUGGAUACUGGACUCAAAAUAAAUGCAUCGAUCGAGGUUGGGAAGACAAAAUACUGGAAGGCGCUUGCAUCAAGCACUACAUUCAAGAACCGCAAGACGUGGGAUUGUCUAAAUGUGCUUCACAUUGACAUCGUUGCAGUGUGGAAUUUCUAUGACCCUCAUCAUUACUUGCGCAGCCAAGAGUUCAGGGAAAUGAUGGUGAAAAUGGUCGAUACGCUAGAAGUUGGACCUACGGCUGAUCCCAGCAGGACUGUUGCUAUUGGGCUUUCCAUGGUGGGUACUAUUGCGGGCAUCAUGGCCGCCCUGGCGGGACCUGCGGCUCCCAUUGUAGUGCCGAUCGCGGCAGGUGUUGUACUCGCCGUAUGGGCUCACGACGUAUACCAGAUAUCCCACGCAGUGCUUCAGCGCUUCAUGUCCUAUAUCGUCCACUUAACACUCGUGUUACAGACACUUUAUCUCGUAUCAGAAAACCAGGAACUCACUCGUAGGGCCAUCAAACUCGCGGUCGCUUCCUACCUCGAGUCAGAAAUGGGCAGAGAAGUUCAUACUCGGAUUCAGGAGUAUGAUAGGAAAUUGACCCUCCUGACACGCGCGGAUCGCGACGCGUUGGAUAAAAUCAUUGAGGUGAUGCAAUUUUAUAGCAUCAGUGCGGCACAGAUGUCCGAUCUUCGGGCAAAGAUUCCGGCUGUGGGUUCAUUGCCGGAUGAAUCAUGGGAUAUGGAGCCUGCGAAGUCGUAGCACUCGGUUUUUGUUGUGUAUGAUUUGCAACGUUUAGCAGGCAUUGUCUGAGUAUUUACGAGUUUGUGGUGUGCGCUCAUUUGUACUAUGUAAAUAUGGCUGAC